Messenger RNA from Symbiodinium pilosum, 645 nucleotides. Lineage: Eukaryota; Dinophyceae; Suessiales; Symbiodiniaceae. The record is from the annotation of a GenBank genome assembly.
GAAAAUGGCUAUGGGUUCACGGCCCUUAUGCUCGCAAGUGAGCAAGGCUACCAUGAGGUUGUGCGACUUCUGCUGGAUGUUGGCGUUGAUUUAGACCUGCUGGCCUGCCUUACCCGCACAGCUCUUAUGCUCGCGUCGGAAAGAGGUAAUGGAAAGGUGGUCGACAUGCUGUUGGAAGCUCGCGCAGACAUGAACGUGCAGAGUGAGGACGGACACACGGCCCUCAUGCUCGCUGCACGAGGGGGGCAUGGCCAAAUUGUGUCUGUGCUAGCGGAAGCUAGUGCUGAAAUGGAUUGCAAGAACAAGGAUGGCCAAACAGCGCUGAUGCUAGCAUUUUCGCGAUGUCACGUCGAGGCCGUAAACACGUUGCUGAUAGCAGGUGCUACGACUGCUACCAUGAACCUGGAGAGUUAUAACGACCCAACGGCUGUCGUGCGCGCAUCUGAGCAAGGCUACACAGAGGUGUUGCGCAUGGUGUUGGCUGCACGAGCAGGAGUAGACUGGAAGGCUGCUGGUGUUACAUCAGCGCUGAUGAUCGCGUCUGUUCACGGGCAUGAGGAGGUUGUGCGCUUGCUGUUGAGUGCAGGCGUAGACAAGGACUGCUUGGAGGUUUACAGCCACACUGGCCACACAGCUUUGGGUUUG